AUGUUUUCCAGAAAGCAAGUACAAAAACGCAACAACGAGCUCAGCUCGUUGCAUUGCUCUAAUUCAUCCAACAGCUUAAACCGGAUCCACAAGAACGAAGAGACAGCAAAGGGUACCGUUGGUGUCAAUGCCCGUGGCAAUAAUCGCAGCGACAAUGUAGCGUCACCGGGCCAGUUGAGGCCUCGCACGUCGUCUAUUUUAACCGACAAUAGUGAAUGGAUCCUGUUUUCUCCCGAGAACGCUGAAGGUGAAUACGUGAUAACGUCAUCUGACGGGAUACGGCGAACAAACUCAAAUCAUUACUAUUACAAUUACAACGAGGACGACAUUUUGUCGUCUUCAAGGAGAAGCAGUGAGGAUGUGUACGAUGCCGAGCAAGAAUAUACUGAGCAACCAGUGAACAAUCACGUUCAGGUGGAGGACGAAGAAGACGACGAUAGUAUCAUCAACGACUUGACCCAUGUUGUGGACGACUACGACUAUGAAGAGGAAGAUGAUAAACAGGAUUUAACCACAAGGAUCGACAACUGGAGGAAAAAACAAGUUUCUGAGUUGCUCAAUGAGCUGAAUCAUGACGACGACCUGGAUCCUGUUCUUAACAGAGACAAAAUAGACCUUAUUCAAAGUUGGGGAAUAGAAAAUGAAAAGCUGAAUACCAAGCCCAGAGCUAAAAAGAGACAGAGAAAAAGUAAACGGGCUAGCUUUUAUGGACAGGAUUUACUUUCAAAGUACUCUAUGGAAGACCUGAAAAUCAUAAAGCAAAUCGUUGCUCAGCUCCGUGAUGAUCUGGACAAAGUGAAACACGACAAACCUUCCUCACCUCUUCCCAACUACCAUAACACCCUCAAGCAGGCCCCUUCCUCAAACAGUCAGAACCCUUCUUUCAUAAGUUACUACUCCAAUUACCUCACCAAGAACAAUAGUCAACAGACACCCAAUUCCCAGUCCACAUCUGGGUCCCUGCUCAAUAACCCGAAUUUAGAGAAGUAUCUUCCUCUAUUCCUGAAGAACCUGCUUUAUGAAGACAGCAACGGAAGCCAUCAACACCCAGAGACGUCAGAGAAAGAACAUUUUUGGGACAACGAUCUCAAAAGCGUCAAUAGUUCAAUCCUGACCCUUUCAAGCAAUUCAAAGCUCAAACAGGAGAUUUUAUAG
Molecule: messenger RNA, 1155 nt
Organism: Komagataella phaffii GS115
Lineage: Eukaryota; Fungi; Ascomycota; Pichiomycetes; Pichiales; Pichiaceae
Exons: 1
Coding region: 1-1155 (384 amino acids)
Source: RefSeq, a predicted model, not a curated record